Loxodonta africana (African savanna elephant) is the source of this 8750-nucleotide messenger RNA. It is a transcript of the gene CBFA2T3, whose product is annotated as CBFA2/RUNX1 partner transcriptional co-repressor 3. The coding region runs from base 2397 to 4079 and encodes 560 amino acids. Gene Ontology annotation, cellular component: nucleus. NCBI's taxonomy places the organism in Eukaryota, Metazoa, Chordata, Mammalia, Proboscidea, Elephantidae. The transcript has 10 exons. Gene Ontology annotation, molecular function: transcription corepressor activity. The record is from RefSeq and is a predicted model, not a curated record. Gene Ontology annotation, biological process: negative regulation of DNA-templated transcription; DNA-templated transcription.
AAAAUAACAGAAACCAUGGGCCUCCGGUGCCCUCUUCCCGGGAGAGGCUGCAGUGUCCCACCCACUGCCUCUGCGCCCACCAUUAUUGUGUAGGCCAUGCUAGUCCUGCCCCCCUUGAUGCCUAGAGAGGAGAAGGUCCAACAGGGGCCCCAGGAGGGCAGAACCAUUGGACUGGUGCCGGGACUCUCUGAGCUUCUCCCUAACUGCAGAACAGGCCCGUAGCUACUCACAGAGCUGUGAAAAAGUUGAAUGAUAUUUGUCAGUGUUGAGUCUGCAGCUCAGGUAGUCAUUCAGAGGGCAGACCCAGCCCGGGCUCUGACACUUGGGCAUGGGAACCACUACCAUGCCUCAGUUUCUCCAUCCGUAAAUGGAUGUAAUCAUGGCACCCACUGCUGGGGGUGAUUGCAAGGAUUGAGAAGAUGAGGCAAGUAGCGUUGCCAGCAGGCCACCUGGCCAACGCUGCAUGCUCCAUGCCCACUGGUCUGCCAGGCAUUAGAGCUCUCGCCACAGCAAACAGAAGCUCAUCUGGGGCGAUAUUCACAGCGUUUGUCUAGGCGAUGGGCCCCCUUGACUUUGGCCAAUCAGAGCAGGUGCCAACAAAGCUGCAGGUUGGCUAGAUUGGGGGGAGGGGGACACUGCCUGGCUCCCAGGUCAAGGAUGAGGACAACAGAGCAGAGUGUGUGUGAUGUGUACGUGUUAGAGUUCACUGUCGCUGUCACAAUCCUGAGGGUGCUUGGCCUUGUUCUGUGCCAGCUUGAGGUCCACCCAAGUAGGCCAUUGUGAUUCUUAUUGAUGGUGACAGGGUGGCUCCCCAGCCCCAGGGAGCUGCCUGGGGUGAGGUCUUGGAUUAAGUUCCGGGGCCAAAGGUGGGGCAAGAGGGCUGUUUCUGGGGUCCUCAUCCCAGCCCAACCCCACCCGCCAGCCCAAGGGCUGGGGAAGCCUGAGGAUGCUAGCGUGUGCCCCAAACCUCAGCUGGGGACACGUGUACAGUUUAACUUAGUAACACACCUGUCGCGGGUAAAAGCACUUGUGGCCGAAGGUUAUUUUCGGCGUCUCUUUAGUAAGCUGCUGAUACUGCCCGGCGGCUGGCGGGAGGGAGCGGGCGGGUGAGCAGGUCCUGAAGGACCCAGCACAAAGGCCACGGCCGGUAAGGGCAGCAGGGAGGUGGCUCAGGCCGUGACAGGAGCCAGUAGGGCACAGGCUAGUGGGGACAAGGCUGGGUGAACACAGAACGUCGGGGAGACUCGAGGAGACUCACGGAGGUCUGGGCCCGGGUGACUGACGAGCUCUUCAAGAGGAGCGAGCCCCGCUGUGCAAGGUCUCCGUGGUGACAGGCCACCUCCUGGCCUGACAGGUGACCCAAGUGGCUGUCAUCAGGCUGCCCAGGCAUGUGUGUGCGCGUCCACCGUGGGGUUGACAACAGGAGCUAGUCAGUGAGAAAGAAAUCGGUGUACGCUGGGGUCUGGUCUAGUCAAGGGUCCCCUGGACAAACCCUCAGGGAGGGGUGAGGGUAGAGGGAGUCUUCUGUCUCUGGCGCCCCAAAGUGAGGUGCCCAUUAUUAACCCUUCGCUGCUCAUAAGGUGACUAUUCCUGAGAGCUGGUGUUUCCAUUCUGAGCCCCAGGAGUUUUUAAGAUCGUUUAAACUGGGAAUGCAAACAAGUAUCAACUUGCAUGAGCCAUUGCGGCUGACAGGGGGUAGCUGCCCUAAGAGCUGUGUUAAGAAGGAUUCAGAGCCUCGGUAACAGAGUACUGGACUGAUUCUCACAGACUAUCUGUUUCGGAGAGGCACAGACUGUCUGUUUCGGAGAGGGGAGAUGUGGCGCAUAUGCACACUUUUCUGAGCCAACACUGACCUCAGAUCCAUGGCUUCUAAACUUCUGCUAAGUAGGAAGCUCCUUAUUGAAAUAAAAGAUCGUGCGGCACCCCGCACAUACGCUGAGCAGAAUGGAGCUUUUUUGGCUGAAGGUGGGGAAGACAGAGGAUAACCCAAGUUCUAAAGGUUGGGAGCAUGGAACAGAAGGGGGCCAGCACCCCCUCCUCUGGCCACUGAAGCACCACUUGAGAACUCUAGGGCCGGGUUGAGGGCCAUUGCAGAUGAGGAAACUGAGGCCAGGCCUGAGACUCAGGCAGACAGCACCCCUGGGCUAGCCCUGGCCACCGUGGGAACUCACAGCAAGCCCAGGCUGCCCCUUCCUAACCACGCUGCAUCUACGGCACCAUGUCCACAAGGGCAGGGCAAUGUUUGUCCCCCAUGUCCUCAUGAGGCCAGGACAUCCUGAGGGCCUGCUGGGCACUGGGCCCACAGCUCUGCAUAUCCUCGAGGCGUUCUCUCAGCAGCCCCGCAGCAGGAACAGUGAGGCUUGGAGAGGUUAGAAGACCUAUGAUCUGAAGGGCAAAUGGAGACUUCGCACCACCCAAAGCAGGCAGACUCAGUGAUGAACGGCAGCAGCCACUCACCAACAGCUAUCAAUGGCGCCCCAUCCACACCCAACGGCUUCAGCAAUGGCCCAGCCACCUCAUCCACGGCCUCCCUCUCCACACAGCACCUGCCUCCAGCCUGUGGUGCACGGCAGCUCAGCAAACUCAAGCGCUUCCUCACCACACUGCAGCAGUUUGGCAGUGACAUCUCCCCAGAGAUUGGGGAGAGGGUGCGCACCCUGGUGCUGGGACUUGUGAACUCCACGCUGACCAUUGAGGAGUUUCACUCCAAGCUCCAGGAGGCCACCAACUUCCCUCUGCGGCCAUUCGUCAUCCCCUUCCUGAAGGCCAACCUGCCCCUACUGCAGCGUGAGCUUCUGCACUGUGCCCGCCUGGCCAAGCAGACACCCGCCCAGUACCUGGCCCAGCAUGAGCAGCUCCUGCUGGAUGCCAACGCCUCUUCCCCCGUUGAUUCCUCGGAGCUCCUGCUGGAAGUCAAUGAGAACGGCAAGAGGAGGACCCCUGACAGGACCAAAGAGAAUGGGUCAGACCGUGACCCGCUGCACCCUGACCACCUCAGCAAACGGCCAUGCACCCUGAGCCCUGCCCAGCGCUACAGCCCUAGCAAUGGGCUGAGCCAUCAGCCCAAUGGGCUGCCCCACCCCACGCCACCGCUGCCCCAGCACUAUCGCCUCGAGGACAUGGCCAUGGCCCACCACUUUCGUGAUUCCUACCGCCACCCUGAUCCCCGGGAGCUGCGGGAGCGCCAUCGGCAAGUUGCAGUGCAUGGGUCCCGGCAGGAGGAGGUCAUCGACCACAGGCUUACGGACCGUGAGUGGGCUGAGGAGUGGAAGCACCUCAACAAUCUCCUGAACUGCAUCAUGGACAUGGUGGAGAAGACACGGCGCUCACUGACUGUCCUGCGCCGGUGCCAGGAGGCCGACCGCGAGGAGCUCAACCACUGGCUGCGGCGCUACAGUGAUGCCGAAGACCUGAAGAAGGGCCCCCCGCCCACUGCACGCCCCCUCAGCAGCUCUGCAGAGGGGCCUCCAGCAGGUGGUGCCACCCCAGGGCCCAGGGACAGAGACCCAAUUUUGUACGCCCAUCGGGAGUUCGUGCCCAGGAGCCUCUCCAGUUACAUGCCUGAGGAGAUCUGGAGGAAGGCUGAGGAGGCAGUGAACGAGGUAAAGCGGCAGGCCAUGUCAGAGCUGCAGAAGGCCGUGUCAGAUGCUGAGCGCAAGGCCCACGAGCUCAUCAGCACGGAGCGUGCCAAGAUGGAGCGGGCACUGGCCGAGGCCAAGCGGCAGGCCUCCGAGGAUGCGCUGACCGUGGUCAACCAGCAGGAGGACUCCAGCGAGAGCUGUUGGAACUGCGGACGCAAGGCAAGCGAGACCUGCAGCGGCUGUAAUGCCGCGCGCUACUGCGGCUCCUUCUGCCAGCACAAGGACUGGGAGAAGCACCACCAUGUGUGUGGCCAGGGCCUGCAGGGUCCAGAGGCCAUGGGCACUGACCCUGUCCCCAGGCAGCCCGAUGAUGCUGCCACCAGCCUGGGCCCCUCCCUGCCCAUGGGCUCUACCAGCCCCAGUGAGGCAGGCUCCGCAGGACCCUCCCGCCCCUGCUCCCCUGGCCCUCCUGGCCCACUGGACGCAGCGCCCCGCUGACACUCCCAGACCCUGACACCUGGCCCACGGAAGUCAGGCCCUGCUGACCCUCCCAGCUCGCUGGACGCCGUGCCCCGCCCGGCUGGCCCCAGAGAGCCCGACCGACGGAGUCACUGCUGCUACUGCUUCUCUCCAAAAGAAAACAGAACCAACAAAACUGCAUCCAAUGCAACCUCCUCAGCUACCUGACGACUCAUCCGACGACCUCCUGACCACCUGUCUCUUGGCGAGCAUCCUCAGAAACCUCGACUGGGCUUGGGACAGUGGGGCUGAUGCCGGCCCCAGGAGGUGCCUCAGUGACCAGACUGCCCCCUCUCCCUCUUUCUGGCUCCGCCUUUCCCUCUUCUUCCUCCUCUCUUUGCUUCUCUCUCUUUCUCUUUUCUCUCUCUUUGUGAAUUUUACACACUUUCUUUUUAAUGAAAAAAAUCCAAUUCUUUGGUGGCUUAUAUUUUCAGCAAAGAUUUUUUGGGUUUUUAUUUUGUUCUCUUGGCAAAAGAGCUCCUCAGAAAUGGACAAAGAAAACUGUGGGUUUUUUUUUCUCCCCUCCCAAUUAAAAAGGGAAAAGAGAACUCUUCUUUUCUAGCCGAAGACCUCAGCUGCUGUGUCGCCGAAACCACCCUGGGCACGUGUGGACACAGCCAGGACGGCAAGAAAGAUUUCAACUUCAGACUCAAGAGGCAUUUUUGGUUUCGGUUGAUUUUUCUUUUUCUUUAAUGUCAACUCUUUGGCUUUAAGUAAAAAUCCAAAAAGAUUUUUUUAAGAAAGUAAAGGAAGCAUACCUGUAAACUACCUUGCUAGCUAGCCAGCCAAGGAUACCGGACACACCUCUGCUCCAAAGGAAAUCCAAAAAGCAAACGCAAGAAAUCAAAAUCCAAAAUGGUUUGGUCACUGCCAAAGUAUUUUUUUCACUGUUUUAUUCCACUCUUAGGUUUGUUUGGAUGUCAGUCUCUUUCUUUUGUUUUCAUUUUUGGGGUGUUGGGAUAUUGGGGUUUCAGGGGUGUUUGCCCAACAAGAAGUGACCCUUUAUUUCUUUCCCACUAAGCAGCCGCGCCUUUGCUGGGUGAAGCUGGAUGGAGCGAUGGAGGCCCAGCCCUGCCAUGCACCCACAGGCCCGGUCUGUGUGCACACAUGUCUUGUGUGCAACACCUGUCUGCGUGCACACACAUAUCUGUGUGCACACACAUAUCUUGUGUGCACCUGUCUGUGCGCACACGUCAGUGUGUGCACAGCACGCAGCUGCGAGUCUCCGUGUGUGUAGAGGUUAGAUACCUCUGUCUGUCCUCAUGCCCUCUAUGAAUUCUCAUCACAUUUGAUUUUUCCACGUGUGAAAAAGAAGUGCUAACGUGUGCUCCCCAGAGAGCACAUUGUUCCAAGAUGAAACUGUGACAAUCUUGUGGGUUGAUUCUGGACUGCUUUCAAAGUGUGAGGAGAUGGCAACUGUGCCUGCAAUGACCACAUCCGGUUGUUCCUCCUCUACCUCUCCCUCUGCCCUGUGCCGCACCUCCAGGCUCCUCUCAGCCCCCAGCCCCCGAGUCAUACCACAGCUACUCUCCUUUCUUCCAAACUUUUGCAGGGGGGAAAAAAAAAACUCCAAACAAAAGCAGCCUGCCCUCACCUCACCUGCAAAGACUCUUGGAUCAGCUGUAUAUAACCCUUGUGUUCCUGUCCAGCUGCCUCCCAGACCUGCUGGCCUCCAGCCUGUGGUGCAACGGGCUGUUUCCUCCCCAACUCGUCCCCUCCCACGCUCACCCUCGCCACCCACCACUCGAAGCCCUCAGCGAUUUCAAGGAGGAGAUAAAGGAGUAAGAAAGCUCCGCUUGUGCUCAGAGAACAAACGGGGUGUCGGUGAUCUCGCACGAUCUUGCAUCGCUGUCAAAAGCUCCAAGGAUGAGAGUGCAAUACGGAGAACGAUCCCAGCUACUGAACCGGGGUUCCUGGAGGACCCCCGCCGAGAGGCAAGAAGUCAAUAUUGUACGUUAAUGUGAAUGUAUAUAGUCAUUGCAGAGGUCCAAAUAAUGAUAUUCCUGGUGGUGAUGAUAAUAAUAAAGAAGAAAUGUUUGCCAAAUAAAAAAAAAAAAAAUUAAGAGAAACCACAGAAGUAUGUGACAUGUAGGAGACAGAUCUUCAGUGAAAGUGGAACCGUGACCCUUAGGGAGCAUGGCUGGUUGAGUGUUGCUAAUUUCCAGAGUUGUAAACAUUCUUUCUUUGAGCACUGAAGGAAGGAUUCGACUGAGUGCCACAGAUGAGGCCUGUCCCAAAACACGCCUGGCAGCUGAAACUUAACUCUGAAGGUCGCCGCCAUAGGUAGAUUUCACUCUGCAGAAGUUCCCAGGUCCCCUCCGCCUUGCUCAUCUCCCAGUGUCGCGAGUACCUCCAGCUCUCCAGGGUUUGCUUUUGCUGGUUUCAGAAAAGCAAGGGCCAAUUUGGGAUUUGGGUUCUCUAUCAGGAAGUGGAAGACUAGUGGUUGGUGUUGCCAGUUUGCGUGCACUGAGUCCUUCAGUGUCUCAGCCUCAGACACAUCCAUGAACUGGACCUGCCCCCUCUCCGAGGUGGACUCCUUUGACUCCAUCCUCACCCCCAUUCUCCCACCUGGCAUCUUUGUGUGUCCCCCUGUGCCCUUGAGGAUGGUGGGACAGUUGGCCACGUGGUUACAAAGGCCCCAAGUGAUCAGUAGGGAGGUAGGCACUGUGUUUUUGGAGGAAAGUAGGGUCAUGUCUGCAGAGGGCAGGGGCACUGAUGUUGUGCAGCCCAUGGGAUUGCGUGGCCCCUAAUGCCAUGUGUCUGGUGGGGUGUGUGGCUCAUAGGGUGCACAGUCCAUGGAGUGUGUGGCCCAUGGGGUGCACAGUCUGUGGGGUGUGUGGCUCAUGGGAUAUGUGGCCUAUGGGGUACACAGCUGUGGGGUGUCUGUGAACAUCCUGGGCAUCACUGGAGGUCUGAUGAGGCAGCCUAGGGCUGACACAGGGGCUACUUCCUCGGUGACUGAAAUCCUUGCUGGUCAGGAGUUUAGAGGGGCUUGCUUCCUGGGGAGGCGCUGGCCUGAGCUGAGCCUUAGGGGAACCCUUCACCUGGAGACAUGCUCUUCAGCAUGAAAACCCCUUUUCUUCAAUUCCUCUCACUGGGUCCCUCUCAGGGACAAGUGGGUAUGCAGGAGGGUAACAUGGUUGGCCAGCACCCACGGGCUGGGCCACAGGGCUGAGGCUCCGAGAUUAGGCAGUCCAUUGGGAAGAUAAUGUCCCCCUGAAGCCAACUCUGAAAUGCCCAGUUUCCCAGAGUAUGCCCUACUGUGCACCAAGAAACCCACCCACUGGGGUCUUGCCAACAGAAAGAGCCCUUGCCAGCUGAAAGCAUCAGAAUUGGGGGAUGGCAGCAAGAUGGGGGGAACUUGUUGGGGAGGAACAGACCCAGAGAUGGCAGGAGGGGAGUCCUGGGGUGUGUUAGGGAGCUCUGGGCGGGUAUUGGUAGGAUCAGAGGAAGCCAGGCAGCCCCUCCACCCAGGGGGCUCCCAGAAGGCAGUGGCAUUUCCUGGGAUGGUCUGGAGCCUUUUUUGUCAGUGACUGUGCUUGGCUCCUCCGGCCAAAGACCUCACAGGGCUGAACCAAACUCAACAGCAGGUGGAGUUUUCACCUUGGGAGCUGUGGGGCUGGCAAGCAGCCCCUCUUCCCCGCCCCCCCACCAUCUGCACUGCGAGCGCCAGACUCAUUCCAUGCAGAGGGGGCGUCUAGAGGGAAGGUAUCGCCAGAACCCCUGGGUUUGCCAGACUCAUUCCAUGCAGAGGGGGCGUCUAGAGGGAAGGUAUCGCCAGAACCCCUGGGUGGGCUGGGGUGAGCGGCCUCUGCCUCUGUCUCCUACCUUCUGCUCAGAGCACCAUCCUGCCCUGUACCUCCACGAGCUCACUGACCACUGACCCAGAAACCACUGUGUCCCCUCCCCACACAGCCACCACCAAGCCCAUACUCCCAGUUGAACCAAAAGCCCUGUGAGCCCCCACUCCUCACAGAAAUCCCAAACCAAAUGGCAGCUUCAGCUCUCCAUUCUGAGGCCAAAGCUGAGACAGGACGCCUGAGAGAGGCAGGAAGGCAAGGCGGUGGCCAGGGCUCCCCCGGCCCCGCAGACAAUCCCUUAGGUAGGCAGAUGGGCAGAUGGGUAGGCGUGGCCCCUUGGCUCUCCCCAGAACCUCCUCAUGUCCUCAUUGCCUUUUCUACCCCGGCUGUGGGCUGGUCUUUCUCAUGGGAAGUGUCCCAGCCCCAAACAUUUGUCUGGGAGAUUUUCUGUUAGAUCUUCUCAUGGGGUCUGGGAGAACUAGCUGCCCACCCAGGGAAGUCCCUCCAGGCCUUUCCUACAGCGAGGACUAAGGCAGAUACCAGUGUCCCCAUUCUACAUGUGGAUGCAGCUCAUUAAGAUUAAAGGGGGAAGUCUUGGGUGUCCCCGGGUGGCCAAGUACAAAGCUAGAGAAGGCCUCUAAGGGCUCAGGAGGGAACAGGCCAUGAGAACAGGAGGAGCCACCUCCCUGAAAGGGAGAGGGUUCCAUGACAGAAGAUGGGCAGAAAGGCCUGGGCUGAAUACGUUUUGGUUUCAUCCCAACAGCGUGGUGGAAAGAGAUCAGAACUGACCCUAAUUUUCUCCUAUUUGUCAAUUUUUCCAAAUAGGUACUCAAGCUGACACCAAAGCCCC